Molecule: messenger RNA, 2425 nt
Organism: Paramacrobiotus metropolitanus
Lineage: Eukaryota; Metazoa; Tardigrada; Eutardigrada; Parachela; Macrobiotidae
Product: long-chain fatty acid transport protein 4-like
Molecular function (GO): long-chain fatty acid transmembrane transporter activity; long-chain fatty acid-CoA ligase activity
Source: RefSeq, a predicted model, not a curated record
AAAACGAUAAUAGCUCCAGGCUACUUGGAACGUUAAUACGAUGCGUAUUGUUGUGCUCGAUGCAUUCACAUUGCCGCAGCACAUGCAUGCAGCCUGUGCAGCGCUUAAAGAAUUUCUUGCAAGUCACUUGAACUUGAAAAAUUGUAUUAUUGUUUCUAAAAUUAACAUUUGUAUCAGUGAUUGUUUUACGGGUGGUUGUGUUACCCAUUUACUUUCAUCUUUUAUUUUAUUCCGCUAAAAUGGAAACAAGUCAGUUGACAAUAUAUGUAGCUGCUGCGGCGCUUAUGCUGUAUUUUCGGUUGUACAUCGCCCUGACUUUUUUGCUGCUACCGGUAUUAUAUAACUUGGCAAAACAAUAUGCACCUGAGCGCAUCCAUCGGCUGUUCCGGCGCGAGUUACGGGCGUUAAAAGGCAUUAUUAUUGUUGCUAUUCAGACGUUUAUAGCGACAAAACGUAAUCGACCGGUAUCACACUAUUUCCAAGAUACAGUACGACGCCAUGGAAAAAGGCUAUGUUCCGUUAUGAAGACAAAGAAUGGACGUUCGAGGAGAUCGGACAUUAUGCCAACCAGGUUGCCCAUUACUUUUCCACCGUGGAAAAACUCCAGAGGGAUACUGUGGCCCUUUUAGCAACUUCCUGCCCACAAUAUGUGGCCAUCUGGCUGGGCCUGAACAAAAUUGGCUGCAUCACGGCGCUCAUAAAUUGCAAUGUAAAAGACGAAGCCCUGCGCCACGCCAUUGCUGUGGCCAAUUCCAAAAUCGUCAUCGCUGGGACAGACGUGAUCACCAAUUAUCUGGAGAUUAUGAAUAAUCUUCCUGAAGUGCGCAAUUCCUUCGUCUUCUCCGAAGGGAAAGAACUGCCGAGUUUCCUCAAGUUCGACUCGGCUAAAGUAUUUUGGUUUGAUGAGCUGAUCAAGAAGAUGCCGACGCAUGACCCGGUAAUGACCAAUGCGCCGGGAUACUUUGAUACGAUUUGUUAUAUCUACACAUCCGGAACCACUGGCCUGCCGAAACCCUGUGUGAUCACUUCGCACCGGAUGUACGUGUACGCCAUCGCACAUCAUUACAUUCUGGAGUUCAGCAACAGCGAUGUACUUUACUGCACGCUGCCGCUCUAUCACAGUGCUGGCGGCGCCAUCUGUGUUGGUCAAGCCAUCGUGUUUGGAAAUACCAUUGCUCUGAGGAAAUCGUUUUCAGCGUCAAAAUUCUGGGAUGAUGUAAUAAAAUACAAAUGCACGAUAUUCCAUUAUGUCGGCGAACUCUGUCGAUAUUUGUUAGCCCAGCCUGUCAGUCCCAAAGAGACCCAGCAUUCGCUGCGCAUUAUCUACGGCGUCGGUCUGCGCCCCCAAAUCUGGUCAGAAUUCGUCAGCCGCUUCCGCAUUCCCCGCGUCUGCGAGUGCUACGGUUCGACCGAAGGCAAUGCCGGUUUCUCCAACAUUGACGGCAAACCCGGCGCCAUUGGCUUCACCUCAAAGGUCGUGGAAUACACCAAACAGCAGUACUUUAUUAGAGUGGACAUGGUCACCGGCGAGCCGUUACGUGGUCCGAAUGGCUUGUGCGUUAAGUGCAAAGCCGGCGAACCGGGUGAACUAGUGGGCAAAAUCAGCGAAGGGAAGUUCAGUAGUUUCGACGGGUAUCUGCAAAAAGAUGCUACAGAGAAGAAGUAUCUGCGGGACGUACUGGAGAAGGGCGAUUUGUUCUUCAGGACAGGGGAUAUUUUGUACUUCGAUGAAGUGGGCUAUGUGUAUUUUGUUGACCGGACUGGAGACACCUUCCGAUGGAAAGGUGAAAACGUGUCGACUACGGAAGUGGAGGGUAUCAUGAGCCGGCUGUGCGGCGACGUAGACGUUGCUGUUCUGGGCGUCCAAAUUCCCGGAUGCGAAGGACGCGCCGGAAUGGCAUGCAUUGGUACGUCCGCUGCGAAUGUGGACUUCAACAAGCUUACCGCCGGCGUCAAAGAAAAACUGGCAUCUUUUGCUCGUCCAUUGUUUCUACGGUUCCAAAGCGAGCUGCAGAUCACAGGAACUUUCAAAAUUAUGAAAGCCGCUCUAAAAGAAGAUGGAUUUAAUGUGGAGAAAGUCACAGAUCCACUUUAUUUCUGGAAUCCGACCAAUGCUCAGUAUGAACCGCUCAACAAAGAAUCCUAUGACAAAAUUAUGAAAGGUCAAAUUCGGUUUUAACCAAAAUUUUCUUCAGUUGUUCCUCGUAUUAGAAAUCGGCAACUGCAGUGACAAAUAAUUCCUCAUUUGAUAACUGUGAAAUGCACUUAUAAUGUACAAUUUUUGUAUUGGCGCAUGGUUUAUCCAAGAUGUCCGUAAUACUGUAUCGUGAUCUUUGUACCUUGAAUAGUUUCUAAAUUUUCUGCUUCACGGUUAAUGAAACAAAAUGAAUGUCUGCACAAAGAGUAUUAAAACAAACAAAUUACA